GACGUCGGACAAGUAGUUGAAAAUAUUGCGCAUACGCCGCGUGAACCGGAGGCACAGAGCAGAGCAGCAAGCCGCGCGUUCUUCGUUCUGCAUCGCACAAAUACAGCUUCGAAAAAGCCAGCAGAGAAGUGGGGUGCAAGGAAACACAUUAGGCAUCGAGGAGGAGAAGGAGAAGAAGGAGGAGGAGUAGGAGGAGGGCCGAGGAUCAGCGGCUGCGAAGAAAGUCCAUUUCAAAGUGCAGCCGGCCACAAAUCCAGCUUCACGACGUCUUGCAAACGGCUGAAAAUGGAGAAGACUCCCCGGUACACGCAGCGGGAGCGAAACAUGGUGUUGAGCUACGCGGCGCAGUACAAGGAUGUGAUCGAGAACAAGCGCACGGACGCGGAGUCCAACCGCAAGAAGGACGAGGUGUGGCUGCAGAUCGCCAAGGAGUUCAACUCGCGGGUCUACCACCAGCGCAGCGCCAAGCAGUUGCGCCAGCUGUACAAGAACAUGAAGCUGCUGCUCAAGAAGGACCUAUGCGGCGAGGACAAGAGCAACCACUCGUUCAUGGACCUGCUCAACACGCUGUCGCACCAGGAGUCAGUGGCGCAGUACAUUGCCGAGCAGCUGUCGCCGGAGGGCGCGGGCGGAGGCGGCGGCGGCGGUAAACAGGGUGGAGCGGGCAACGGAGGCGGAAACGGACACCAUGCGGACGACUACGACGACUCCAAGAUGCCCCUCUACCACGAGGGCAUGGACACGGACGUGAUCCUUAUCAAGUCGGAGACGAUCAGCGACAACGAGCAGACGGACAAUGGUAUGGACUGCCUGGACGAGGACGAUGACGACGACUGCUUGAGCCCCAAGGCGCCGGAGGUGUGCCUCGAGGAGGAGGACGACGUGCUCUUUCCAACGGACCUGCGCCAGCUGCAGCAGGUGGGAUCGUCCGGUGCCGCCGGCGGUGGGGUCUCCGCAGGCUCCCUGCCCGGAAACAUGUCCAGCAACGGGAUCACCGAAACCAGUCGCCGCGCCGCAAGCUCGCCCGUGUGCUCCACAAAGACUUCGAUUAGCUCCAGCGGAAGCUACGCAUCGCCGCCCAAGCCGGACAUCACUAUCCAGACCGUGGGCCACAUACGCGUGGGCAGCUUUGCCAACAUCAACAAGACGCUGCAGAACGGCGGCUCCGGCACAGGAGCAGUCCUAUCAGCGGCCAGCAAUGGCGGCACCAGUGCCAGUGGAGUGCUGCCGCUCACAGCGGAGCAAGUGCAGCAGCACACCCUGCUGAACGGCCUGGGAUUGUCCGCCGUGAACCCGGCUCAGUCCCUGCAGGCGGCCAUCAAUGCCGCCUAUGUGUCCGCCGCUCCAACUUCGUCGGUCGCCAUUAGCAGCCGCCGCACCCCGCCCACUCUGCAGCUGCCACGCCUUCAGCGCGGAAACAUCAACAAUAGCCACCACACUGCCGGCAGCACAAGCAACUCAGCGGUGGCCGCCAAUGGAGUGCAACUGCUGCUCAACGGCGGCCACCACGCACAGAUGACGCACAACCAUCUGGCGCGGGACAAGACGGGCGGCGUGGCCAUCGGGGCGGCGGGCAGUUUCAACGGCUACAACGGACUGGCAGUGUCGGGCACGGUGUGCGGCGCCUUGAACAGCAGCGGAUCCGGAGCCGGAAGCGUCGGGAGCAGUGCCAACAGCAGCGGCGUGGGCCUGGGAAUCGGCGGGGCACACACGUCAGGCGGCGGAGGAAGUGGCAGCGGUGGGACGAGGAGCCAGCACCAGGAGCUGAUCAAUUCGCUGAGGAUCGAGGAGAGCAAGCGGAAAAUCGACCUGAUCAACGCCCAAAUCGAAUACUGGCAGACGCUCACCCGCAAGUUGAACAGUCAGGCGAAUCACAUGCCUAAUCCCGCGUGCCCGUGCCACUUCCCCGGAGCCAGUGUACCCUCGCCCGUCGCCGUGACCACCGCUAGUGCCUCAUCGCCCGCAUCCACCAAUGUCUUGCAGACGCAGGCCAGCACCAGCUAGUCCGCAGCGAAGGGACGGUUCGAACCAGUCGGGGGUCCUGCGGACGAAAGCGAAAGCGACAGCGACAUCAUCUCGAUUGUGGACAUAGAUGAUGGGCAGUCUAGGGAGGAGGAGCAGUCGGAGGACGAUGGCGAGGAUGGUCACGACCAGGCCAUAACAGAUCUGACGCUACCCGACGAAGACGAGGAGGACGAUGUAGACGAAGAUGACUCACAGGAUGCCUUGGUCAGGGAUGUGGGCGUGGUGGGCGGCAUGUCGUCGCCAGAUACACCGCCCCACUCCUCUCCGCCGCCAGCGAAGCGCUCGAAGCGCCAGGAAGUCACCUCCGAGCUUCUGAGGCAGCUGGCCCUGCAGCAGAAUCAGGAUCCCCAAGAGGGGUGUUAGUAUUUUGUGUAGUUUGCUAAUUUUCUACUUGCAUGCCAUGCAUUGACGCAACCACUUUGAAACAUUAAUAUUACGAUAUAUAUUUAUUUACGCCCAGUUUGAGUGCCAAAACAAAAACCAAGAUUGGGGCCUUGCCAUCGAGAAUGCUUGCCAAAGGACCUGCUGAAACAACCGGUCACACCCACUCGCGACCCACUAUUUAUUUGCCAGCCUAACUGAAACAUAGCGAUUAAUUUUAUUUUAAAGUUUCUUGCGUCGCCUUUUUUUAUUGCCUUUUUUUUCUAUACAUGUAACGUGAUUAUUUUUAAGUUUUCCUACGAGCUGCUACCAAAAAGAAUAAGAAGGUGACUAUCUUGAAUGUACAUUUACUUUACAAAACUAGACCUUACUUAAUUAGAUCGAGCAGCUAAGAACGCAUGAAAAUGAAAUGUACAAAUGUGGUUCCUAAUCUAGUCCCUAAAGUCAAAAGUGAAGAACGAAAGAGCUACAGAAAAGAAAGCGAAAUUGUUACGCCUAGCCGAGUACUUGUGUAUUAUUUUUUUAUAUCGCCCAGAUUGUUCCCCCGAGGAAAGCGUUGAAGGAACUGUAGCUAAUUUAUGUACUUAAAGAACCAGUGAAACCAAACCAAUGAUUUGAAAUGGUGUAAAGAGGAGAAACUUGCUAGUCGCCGCUGCAUAACUUUGUAAGUGUGGCACACAAACCAUUUAGUUAGUGUUAGUGCUACUGUACGUGUAAAAUACAAUUAAUUGCCUAUCCAGACCCAGUAACCACAAUUUACAAGGAAGCACACACCAAACGAAACUGAAAACCAAGAAAACAAACCAAACAAAACUAUUUAUACAAUUUUGUAAACAAGAACUUAUUAAUAAAACAAUGAAUUUACUUUGUGGCCCA
This is a messenger RNA of Drosophila sechellia, 3282 nucleotides long. Its product is annotated as aspartate, glycine, lysine and serine-rich protein. Lineage: Eukaryota; Metazoa; Arthropoda; Insecta; Diptera; Drosophilidae. The coding region runs from base 286 to 2004 and encodes 572 amino acids. The transcript is spliced from 3 exons. The record is from RefSeq and is a predicted model, not a curated record.